AUGUUGGAGAUGCGCUUUGCCAAGAUGCCAGAUAAGCCAGAGGAGCCUGUGGUGGCCGUGUCCUCCCCGGCGGUGCCACCCCCCACCAAAGUGGUGGCCCCACCCUCGUCCAGCGACAGCAGCAGUGAUAGCUCCUCAGAUAGUGACAGCUCCACUGAUGACUCUGAAGAGGAGCGAGCCCAGUGGCUGGCAGAGCUCCAGGAGCAGCUCAAAGCCGUGCACGAGCAGCUUGCAGCCCUCUCCCAGCCCCAGCAGAACAGUGGUGUCUGA
This is a messenger RNA of Mustela erminea (ermine), 270 nucleotides long. RefSeq names its product bromodomain-containing protein 4-like. The transcript has 2 exons. Gene Ontology annotation, biological process: positive regulation of transcription elongation by RNA polymerase II; chromatin remodeling. The coding region runs from base 1 to 270 and encodes 89 amino acids. The record is from RefSeq and is a predicted model, not a curated record. Gene Ontology annotation, cellular component: chromatin; nucleus. NCBI's taxonomy places the organism in Eukaryota, Metazoa, Chordata, Mammalia, Carnivora, Mustelidae.